AUGUCAACUGAGAAGAGGCCAGGUAGUCCAGAAAAUGCCGUUGAAGGAGAUGACAGUGAAGGAUGGAUAGGUCCCAUGCCUUCAGAGGCUGCUCAGCCAAAGCCUAAAAAACGCAAAGUAUUGGAAUUUGAAUCAUUAUAUCUAGAAAACUUACCAUCUUCUGAAACAUAUGAACGUAGCUACAUGCACAGAGAUAUAAUAACUCAUGUAGUAGUUACAAAAACUCACUUUGUUGUUACUGCCAGUCAAGAUGGACAUCUGAAAUUUUGGAAAAAACAGGAAGAGGGUAUCGAAUUUGUGAAGCAUUUCCGCUGUCACCUAGCUCCAAUCAGUCAUGUUGCAACAAAUAGCACUGGUACCUUACUAUGUACUGCCUCUACUGAGAAGACUGUGAAAGUCUUUGAUGUGGUGAAUUUUGAUAUGAUAAAUAUGAUUUCAAUUGAGUUUGAACCAUAUUGUACAGAAUGGGUACACUCUGCGGGGGACCCAAUAUCAGCAUUGGCUAUAUCAGAAAAAAAUACAAACAAAAUACACAUUUUUGAUGGAACACAAAUCUCUGGAAGUCCAUUACAUACAUUUGAAUCACAUCAAAGUGAGGUAGCCACCAUAAAAUAUAACCCUGUGUUUGAAGUGGCUGUUUCAGUGGACAGAGCUGGCAUUGUGGAAUAUUGGACAGGACCCAAACAUGAAUAUGAGUUCCCGAAAAACGUAAAAUUCACAUCAAAAUUAGAUACAGAUUUGUUUGAUUUUGUCAAAAACAAAACGUAUCCUACAGCUUUAGAUUUCUCUCCCGAUGGUAAGAAGAUGGCAUCUAUAAGUUUAGAUAGAAAGGUGCGUAUCUUCCAUUUCCUGACAGGUAAAUUACAUAAAGUACUAGAUGAAAGCUUACAGCGUUUCCAAGAAUUACAACAUCAGACUCAACAACUGCCAAACAUGGAGUUUGGAAGAAGGAUGGCGACGGAGCGCGAGCUGGAGAAGUCGCAGGCGGCGCAACUCGCGAACAUAGUGUUCGACGUGAGCGGGCACUUCGUGGCGUACGCGACAAUGCUCGGCGUCAAGCUCGUCAACCUCGCCACCAACCGCUGCGUGGCGCUGCUCGCCAAGCCCGAGAACCUGCGCCCGCUGCGCCUCGCGUUGUUCCAGGGUAGAACGAAUCAAUCAAAAGUGGCAACAACAUUGGAGAUGGAAGGCUCGGAAAAUCCUACACUAUUAAAUGUUAAAACGGACCCCACUCUGUUCUGUACCGCCUACAAAAAGAACAGGUUUUAUAUGUUUUCACGUAGAAGUCCCGACGACGUGAAGAGUCCGGACGCUGACCGAGAUAUAUUCAAUGAGAAGCCAUCGAAGGAAGAUAUUAUAUCGGCGACUGAAGGACAAGGCGUGCAGCGGCUGUACGAGCAGGCGGUGCUGCACACGUCGCUGGGGGACGUGCACGUGCGCCUGUUCGGGCAGCACGCGCCGCGCACCGUCGAGAACUUCGGCGGCCUCGCGCGCGCCGGAUACUACAACGGCCACGUCUUCCACCGCGUCAUCAAGGGGUUCAUGGUGCAGACGGGGGACCCCACUGGAACGGGUACAGGCGGAGAGAGUAUAUGGGGAGGAGAGUUCGCGGAUGAGUUCCGACCGAACCUCAAACACGAUCGUCCCUACACCGUCAGUAUGGCCAACGCUGGGCCCAACACCAAUGGCAGUCAAUUUUUCAUCACGCUAGCUCCUACACCAUGGCUAGAUAACAAGCACACAGUGUUCGGACGCGUCGUCCGCGGCAUGGAAGUGGUGCAGAACAUCGGCAACGCAAAGACCAACCCCAAGACAGAUAAGCCAUAUGACGAUAUACGCGUCAUAUCUGUUACCGUUAAA
Brenthis ino (lesser marbled fritillary) is the source of this 1860-nucleotide messenger RNA. NCBI's taxonomy places the organism in Eukaryota, Metazoa, Arthropoda, Insecta, Lepidoptera, Nymphalidae. The record is from the annotation of a GenBank genome assembly.